This is a messenger RNA of Paramuricea clavata, 6295 nucleotides long. NCBI's taxonomy places the organism in Eukaryota, Metazoa, Cnidaria, Anthozoa, Malacalcyonacea, Plexauridae. The record is from the annotation of a GenBank genome assembly.
UUACAUGAAGUACUUACCGUCAGCUGCAACCACUGCCGCUGUACGUUAUGAGCGCUUGCUCAAUGUAUGCUUUAACCUCCAUUUUGAAUCUUCUCAGACCAUGGAAAGCAAGUAGCUCAAAUUUUAGUCAUUUUAAAAAGUUUCAAAGAGUUUUAAAGUUUAUAUUAACAAGCGAACAACAUGGCACAGCAAAACACAGGUAAAUAUAGUUUUAUUUUUGUAAAAGGCAUUGAGUAUUAACCCCUUUAAAUACUUUAAUAAAAUAGAAUGUAAAAUCCGCAUCACCGCUUGGAGAAGAACGUUUCGCAAAAACACAAAUGACAAAAUAUAUAAAAACGCAGUGAAGUUCUAUUGCGGAGAGAAGUUUGUUUAGUUCCCCAAUGGAUAGUAAGCUUGUUACAAUCAAUAUCCAAAAUAUAUAAAAUGAGGGAAAUUUUACCAUAUCCAAGCAGACCAAGCAUUCAACCAUUGGAUAAACAUACUGAAUAUUUAAAACAUUAAUACUAUCAGAACACUUGCCGGAAAGUACUUACAUUGCUCCGAUAGAGUAGUCUGGAAAGUACCAAAAAUCUGAUAACCAGUGGAAAUUUCAUAGUUUGGCAGUGAAGUAAGUGUUUGACCCAGUUUUGAAAAUGGUAUGUUUUUGCCGUUGGCCUGAUGGAUGACAUGGAUCUUCUGUCAGGAAGAUGCAUUAUCUGUUAUCAGUGUGGAAAGUUUGUAUCGCGUGGUGGAGAUAUCGGCCAUACAAUUUUUAUGUUUUCUAUAUAUUUACUGUUAAAUUUUCGAAAUCUCUGGCAACACAAUUUCUAAACUUUUCAGUCAGGAUCUGUCACACAGUUGAUAGAACGCUAACAGCCUGAUAAUUAAAUUGUUAACAAUAUUAAAGGUUCUUAUUAAACGGUUAAACAAUAUGCAUUGGCAGCAUCGAUUAAAAACCUAUUAAGUGGCAGCAUUCUCCCCUUGACGAGUGAAAUUGCAUUCAAUGUUAGACAUUGUAAAAUAAUAAAGUUUAGUAUAAAUUUUGCAUAUCAAAUGAGCUUUUGCGCAUUCUGAUUGGCUAGUUGACUAGUAAAUCUGAGGCAUUAUUUACUAGCAGACUAGUAAAUAAUGCUUUUCAAAAAGAAUGAUUCAGCAAAUUUGGUUUCAAAAUCGACAAAAUAUUGAAAAAAUCGUCCCAGAAAACGAAAAAAGCACAAAAUGUUGAAUUUAACUUGAAAGGUAAGAUUUCUUUAUUAUUUUACUGUGUCAAACAUAUUCAUGGACAAUUUAAAACUUAUUUAAAACUCCGAAACAUUCGCUUCAAACAAAUAGCAAAAACUAUCCCGACUGUUGGGAAAAGCCGCGAUAUUCUUUUUAAAAAAUUUUGUUUUGUAUCCUACAAUGAAUUUCCCAAUUUGUACGACACUAUUUCUUUUAAUAUGUCAUGUUUUCAUUGUGCUGUAAGGUGUCCUGACCGCUGUACUGUGUUUUCGAAACUUGUUAUAAAGUAAAAAGUGUUAUUAAACUUUAUUUCGAACGAUAUAGUUUUACAUUUCAAUUUACCAAAUUCCUCAGCCAUUUCCUGAAGAAAUUAAUGCUAAACAGAAACUAUUUUUAAUUUUGAAAGAGUCAUUCCGUUAUUGUGUUUAUAUUCCAAGCAGAAAUCGGGAAAAACAACUUUGUAAUAAAGCAAUAGUCACACAAGAAGCCAUUUUGAAAGCGUGUGCGUACAAGAAACACUGCAACACUAUUAGUGAAAAGGCCGAAAACAAUUCUAUUUCUGAAAUUUAAUUGAACUGAUAUUCGGAUAUUUUAUUUUAUUCGUUAAAAAUUUAUACUAAAACAAUUAUUCGCCUCAGGCUCAGUGAUUACGGUGAAUAUUCACCUCGACUUUGUCUCGGUGAAUAUUCACCGGUAAUCACUUCGCCUUCGGCGAAUAAUUGUUAAAUAACAGGAUGCAUUAGCAGAUAGUCUGAUUAACCAGGCCAUCGAAGAAGGGUAGAAGUGUGAUGAAUCACACUCCUCGAUUGGGAGACAUGCAGCAACAUGCGAUCAUUUUUUUGUUCUGAAUGCACCGAGCAUUUCAUUAUUGCAAGACCUGUAACUAAUUUCUCCAAUGCUGCAACUGAUUACGUAUAGUUUUUUCAACAAGUUUGCAAUAAAUCUUCUUAUAGUAAGUGACUGACUGUCACUGACAUGGAAUGAAAUGCCAAGCAAACAGUUUAUUUAAAUUACAUAACAUUAAAUACACUUUGCAUUUCAGCCUAAUUGACUGAGGCAUGUGAUAAAUCAAGCUUUUUGAUAAGCUAGAGCUGUGCGCCGGAGAAUUUUCAUGUGUUUAAAUUGGCAUUUACACAUGAAAAACUAAAGAGAUUUUUUGUUUGAAAUUUGAUAACAUCUUCAAAAUACCGGUAUCUUACGUUUAAUUCUUGUGUGAGUACUGAGUAGCGUGUUGUGUCUUUUUUUACUGUGGUUUCAAUUUUCCAAAGUAUUUUUAUAAAAAAACUUGUUCACUCGCUUUGUUCGUUUUUUUUUUUGUCGGUUUUUGGAGAAACCGCCUCACGCUAAUCAUUUGUUGAUAGCUAACCUGAAUUAUUAGGCCUGCCAUUAUUAGACACACUAUUAAGAAACUGUGGCAUGAUUGGUGACUCAGUAUUUUGAAUUAAAGAUGAUGUACAAUCUGGUAAAUCAUAUAAGGACUAACAAAAAUAUCCUGUGGUCAUAUCCCAAAAAAAUAGUGUUGGUGGGUUUGGAAAAUAAUUUUUUUCGGAUUUUUUUUUUUGCUUGACAUUGUUCAACAAUUGGAAUGAGUGUUAUCGGUUGGCAUUAGCCAUUACCACAACACAAAACCUUUCAAGAAGCAAUCAUAGCCGAACCCCCUUAUUACGUGUUCUGAAUACAACUGCCAUGACAAUUUGCGGGUAUUUUCUUCAUUAUGCAAUAACAUGUCCGAAAAGCAUGCUGGUGGUUGUAUUCAGAAUAUGCAAUAAGGGGAACUGGCUAUUGUGAGCAAUAACACAAUUGUUUCAUAAAGUGAGGAACAACAAAAACAAGGUGGGUAGGUAUGCAAACUACUCAUCCAAAAAAACAUGACUGAGUUCGUGCAAAACUUGAAAGUCAUUGAAUUUGAAAACAAAAGUUCAAGGCAUUGAAAGUACUUGUCAAUGAAUUUACUGGUAUAAAGAAGGUUUAAAAAUCCUUAAAUGAUACAUGCUUCAGUUUUUUUAAUAUUUUCUGAAAUUGUUUCGCUUUGAAAAACAGGUUUUUCUUGAAUUGAUUUUGUUUACAUCUUACAAUUUACAAUUUACAAUUUACAAGCCUGUUGAUAUUUACAAACUAAGCUGUUGAUUAUCCGCAAUUUACGAAGCUGUUGAUUAUCCGCGUUAUGAUACGGAUAAUGUGUAUGAUACCCAAAUGGGAUGUAUUUCACUUUUUAAUUAUUCCAGCCCUUUAGUUCUUGAAUUCCUGAUACAUGGCCUUGAAAGUCCUCGAAUUUUAAUUACUCUUCCUAACGUGUAUGAACCCUGGCAUUGGGGUUGCCAGAUAAACAAGGGUCAGCCUGGAAACCAGAACCACAGGGUAAUUUUUAAAAGGCCUAGAAAAUAUAUUUGUCUUCCUGGCAGCAAAAUCCAAAAAUAAAAAUUUCCUGCGUAAGUCAAUUAUAAGACUUCCUGCAUCGUAAAUUGCAGAGAACGGAUGGUGUCGCACAUCAGCAGGCCUGAAUAUUAGCGGCCGGUCACAGACAUUGUCCGGUACAAAUCCGAAAUUUCAACCGUUUUGACAGGUACUAUUUCGAUUGCGUCGGUCACUUUGUCCGGUACAUGGUUCGGCAAAAAUCAUUGUCCAUUUUGGGACAAGGAACCUUAAACCGAUCGUCUUUUAACUUUUUGAGAGCAAUUGUGCAUGUUGACACAUGAGAUUGACUAAAAUAAUUAUUUCGCAAAGAAUCGAAAGAUUGCAUAAAUAGCACGCAUUGGUGUUGCGAGUUUCUCGCGAGAAACUCGCGAUAUCGAGUCCAGAAUGCGAGUGGCGAUGAAGCGUGGCGCCAUUGUAACAAACUAAAGUAUAGUCAUAGUUAUUAUUUGAGCAUUUGGACUUAUUCAUUUUUGUAGAGAUAGACAUGAUUUAUUGAUUUCGUGACCUCAUUCACUAACUUGACCACUUGAGUUCAAUUAUUUGUUUCUAAACUUUCUAUAAAAUUUAAUAUAAAUAAAUAAAUAAAUGCUCCCAGUAUUAGCACUUAUUAAUUUCUUCAACUGCAGCACUAGCUAGUCUAGCUACAUGCCUACAUAUGACUUUUGCGUGUCCUAUUUACUAUUAGUCACUAUUAUUUUAGUAAUUAGUAUGGAACCAAAUAUACCGAUGCUUGUUUUGGUGACCUAUACAUUUUAUUUUGUGACAGGCACAAUUUCAUUGAUGCUGGUCAUUGUGACAGGCAGGACACAAAAAAAUUAUAUUCAGGCCUGCGCACAUGAGAUAAACUUUGAUCUCAGUACAAGACAGUCUCGACCUGCAAAAUGCUUUUGGACUUUUUAAACAAUAAGUAAAUUAUAUGGCAUUUCAGUUUAUAAGAUGACAGGAAUUUCCUGGCAGCGGUGCUGCUGGCGCUGCCGGACAUUUUCCAGUACUGGUUUUGUCUUAAAAAGAAAUCAUUGAAUAGCUAUAAAUAUUUCAAUUUUAUGUUAAAAUUUUGUUUUAGUGUAUGGUGCCGCAAACCCAAAUUAUGGUUAUGGUCAAGACAGUGGAUAUGGUGCUUACCAACCACCCCACCCACCAAUGCCUAGCAGUUAUGGCAAUGAUAACACAUAUGGUGGUCAUUAUGCUACCUUUAAUUCUGGUUAUGACCAACCUGCACCUACAUACCACAGCACAGGGUCAUAUGGGGCCAUUGGUGAACCUGUGAAACCGGCAGGGAUUGUUCCUGGACAGUUUUCAUCACCACCACAAGAAUCUAACUGGCAAGGCUAUGAUAAUUAUGGUGGAAAUACCCAACAGUAUGGUAUGGAUAAUGGGUACAAUACUCAAAUGGGAUAUAAUGAAUAUUCAACACAAAGCAACUACCAACAAGAUAGUGUCCCUCCAAGCUACGGGUUUGCCAACAAUAGUGGUGGGACUGGGGGUUAUCGGGGACGUGGUGGAAUUCAACAGGGUCGUGGUGGAUUUGAUGGGACAGAUGGAUACAGUAGGGGUGGUAGAGGUGCAGGGAGGGGUAGAGGUAGAGGGCAGUAUGGUGGUGAAGGACAGAUUGAAGGUGAUAAUAUGGGUAGUGGAGGUGGUGCCAGUGGCAGAGGAAACAGAGGUAGGGGUAGAGGACAAUUUGAGAGUGGUAAUAGAGGUAGAGGGCAAUUUGAUGGUGGAAACAGGGGUCAGUUUGGUGGCGAGAACAGAGGUAGGGGUGGUAGCAGAGGAAGAGGGUAUGUUAGUGGAGAGAACGUGAGUGGAGGGCAGUUUGAUAAAGGAAGAGGGCAAGGUUAUGGUGGUAACAGGGGAAGAGGCAAGUUUGAAGGUGGAAAUAGAGGUAGGGGAGACGGUGUUAAUAGAGGACGAGGGCGGUCCGAUGGUGGGAACAGGGGCAGAGGUCAGUUUGGUAGUACCAGAGGCAGAGGAUGGGUGCCAGAAGGUUCACAAGGUUUGGGACAGGAUGCUCCAAGGGGUAGAGGUCAGGUUGGGGCAAGAGGUAGAGGUGGGGCAAGGGGCAAUGGACAAACUGGAAUCAGAGGUAGGGGACAAGAUGGUGGAAGGGGGCAACGUGGUGGUGCACGCGGAAGAGGACAGUACGAUGCUACCAGGGGAAAUGGACAAGCUAGCAGAGGUCGUGGAAGAGGCAAUGGUGGCAUUUCUGUUCUACCUGGUAUCAAGACAAUAAAACCAUUUAAAAGUUAGUAAAUAUAUGUCCAUAAAUUUUUAUUAGCAUUCUCCCCUCGACAAACCAAAUAUUCUGGUGUUGGACAAAGUAAAAUGAUAGAGUACAAGGACUAUUAACAAGACACCAAGUGGUUAACCAUUAGUUAGUUUGGUUAACUCAUUGGUAUGCAACCCUCGAUGAGUAAAACAUGUUGUUUACUUUAUACAGUGUAUACAUGAGGGCAAUAGAUAUACCAUACCUUGUACAAAGUUUUAGAAUCAGAAAUUCAAAUUGAUCAACACUAUCCCCUUCAAAAGUAAAAUCAUCUGGCAUUAGAGGGAAGAAUGCAUUCAGGUGCAGUAGUUAGUUAACAUUUAGUCAUUCAUGAACAGUUAGAUUUGCUAACCCAUGAAAUGACCAUCACUUUCCCUUGACAAGUAAAAUUGUCUGUUUGGUUACACUUUAAGAGGC